AUGGGAGUGUAUGACCAUCUCAAUAGAUUGAUGGGGGCUUUGCCCUUUGUCAUAGGUUUUACUGUAAUAGCUGCUGCUAUUUUUUUCUGCGUACAAUCACGACGUACAUUGAGACUUUCUUCAUUAUCGACACAUCGCAGCUGUGAGCAGUUUCAGAGGUCAAGCGAACAUGAUAGAGACGACAACCAACGGGUUACAGAAAAUCAUAUCAUCGAUUUACCAUCUUAUAAAGAAUUGUUUUCUUCUCGAUCCAACGGUUUUCUUCCAUCAUCGAUCACGCAACUACCUUCUUACGAUGAAUUUAUGAAAAGAUCUGACAGCCGUUGUUGA
This is a messenger RNA of Adineta ricciae, 330 nucleotides long. The record is from the annotation of a GenBank genome assembly. NCBI's taxonomy places the organism in Eukaryota, Metazoa, Rotifera, Eurotatoria, Adinetida, Adinetidae.